This is a messenger RNA of Neodiprion fabricii, 2103 nucleotides long. Its product is annotated as pre-piRNA 3'-exonuclease trimmer-like. Gene Ontology annotation, biological process: nuclear-transcribed mRNA poly(A) tail shortening. Gene Ontology annotation, molecular function: RNA binding; poly(A)-specific ribonuclease activity. Bases 367 to 1980 code for a protein of 537 amino acids. Gene Ontology annotation, cellular component: cytoplasm; endoplasmic reticulum. The record is from RefSeq and is a predicted model, not a curated record. NCBI's taxonomy places the organism in Eukaryota, Metazoa, Arthropoda, Insecta, Hymenoptera, Diprionidae. The transcript has 12 exons.
ACGACUUUUCUAAAAGUCAACCAUGAAUCAACCCACCAAGCUUCUCUGUCAAAAGUUCUAAAAUCAAUUUAGAAUUGGCAUCCACUGCUUAUCUAAGCCGAAUGAUUUACGAAAGGAAAAAAAAAUUCAUCCGGCGCCUAAGAUUAUGCAUUCUCCUUACACCCCUGAAGAAGAUUCGUGAUGUUGCCAGACGACAGGCGCAAGCCUCAAAGGUAUGUUUAGCCCCUGAUGAACGUAGACCGUGCUUACACCAUUCAGCAACACAGCGAUGCUCGAUGCAAAUCACCGAAGAAACAAGUCGGUACGCACACGUGUUGAUUGUCAACAGCAGGUAGUGCUAAUAGUUAAUCCUAAAUAAAGUACGUAAUGUAUAAUGUGACCGCGAGUAAUUUCGGAGAAUUGAGCCCGAAGAUACGCGAAUCUCUGACUAGAGCGAAGUUCGUAUCGUUCGACUGUGAGUUCAGCGGUAUAAAUACGUUCGAAGAGACGAAAGUGAGCCUUUUCGAUACUGUCGAAGACCGAUAUCAGAUACUUAAAAGCAGUAUUAAGCGAUGCGUCGCGAUUCAGGUUGGCCUGACAACUUACAACUGCGACCGAAAUGCGAACAAGUAUAAAGCCGAGGUCUUCAAUUUUCAUCUAUUUCCAAAAGUAGCGCCGGGUAGAGAUACCGUAUUUGAGUGGCGCGCCUCAGCGGUUGAAUUUUUGUGCUCGCACAAAUUUGAUUUCAACAAGCUCGUCUACGAUGGGAUUUCCUACCUCAACGAGGAAGAAGAGCAGGAUCUGCGUCGCAGGGUCGCUGACAACGUCCUCCUGCGGAACAUCGAACGAUCUAUAUCUUAUACGGAAGAAGACAAACUCAAGGAAAGUUACAGCCGUGUUGCGGAAUGGCUGAAGACUUCUAAUGUCGGGGAAUCAAUGAGCCUCGACGCUGCAUCCCCCAUGCUAGAAUAUUUGAUGCAGAAAGAGCUGAGGACCAGGUACUCGCAGAUUUGGACGGAACCACGAAACGGAAAGAUCAUCUUACAAAGAGUUGACAAAGAACUGCGCAAAAUACUCGAAGAAAAAGAGGAGAAUAAACUAGAGAAAAAAUUGGUCGACUUUUACCUAGGAUUCUCGGACCUGUUUAAACUCAUGGUCAGUUUGAAAAAACCAAUCGUCGGACACAACCUACUCCUCGAUCUUAUGUUCAUGCAUCAACAGUUUUACAAACCUCUACCAGACAAAUAUAGCAUCUUCAAGAACAAUAUCCACAGGUUAUUUCCCACGAUUUAUGACACAAAACAUCUCAGCUUUGAGCUGCACCGACUAGUACAGAAAAAAAAAUUGUGGGAAUCCAACGGUCUGGCAACUUUGUACAAUUACUUCAAAGUAAACAAGGGCCAAAUUUUGGCUCUCAACUCGCCUCAAAUCUCACUGGGCGAUGAAAAAUCAUCAGAAACAGACAGGUUUCAUGAAGCUGGCUGGGACUCGUACUGCGCAGGCUACUGUUUCAUAAAGUUGGCUCACGUUUUUGCAGUCUUACACUAUGGAGGCGAUACCGAAUUGAGGCCUCUAACCAAUGCUGAAAUACUCUCAGGUCCGAAAGAGCAUGCAAACUGUAUAAACUUGAUACGUGCCAGCAUAAGCCACUUAAACUUGGCUGGUCCUGAUCCUGUCUGUGCGAGGCCACAAUGGCUUCACGUCAAAAGUCUCGGAGCAAACAAGAUGAAUGUUUCUCAGAUCGCUGAGAUGUUCUCACCGUAUGGAGCAGUGGACGUGAAAAUGCUGAAGCGUCAUCAAGCUCUCGUCGCUGUUGGAAAUCAUGGAAUCGCUCGAGAUAUAUUAACGCGUUUCCGGAGUAGCAGAGACAUUCAAGUGGCGCCCUACAGUCUGUUCCGACAUUCUCCGGCUCUGCAGAUUCUCUUAUGGGGAGGGAUCCUCGUCUCGGGCGGAGCCUUGGCAUGGGUGAUGCAUAGGAAUCUGCAAAAGAGUUCGGUGUAGUAAAAAUAUUGAAACUUAUUUGAUUUCGUCGAGAUUUGUCGCGGAACAAAAGAAAAAAAAAAAUCAAAUCAAAUCAAACGCACGCUUACAAACAGAGUGACGUCCGAUUUGUCCGAUACGAUU